Messenger RNA from Salarias fasciatus (jewelled blenny), 1324 nucleotides. RefSeq names its product lipoyl(octanoyl) transferase 2 (gene lipt2). Gene Ontology annotation, biological process: protein lipoylation. Gene Ontology annotation, molecular function: lipoyl(octanoyl) transferase activity. The transcript has 3 exons. Lineage: Eukaryota; Metazoa; Chordata; Actinopteri; Blenniiformes; Blenniidae. Bases 302 to 964 code for a protein of 220 amino acids. The record is from RefSeq and is a predicted model, not a curated record.
GCAGGGGAACAGAGGAGGACAGAGGAGAGCAGGGGACAAAGGAGGACAGAGGGGGACAGAGGGGGACAGAGGAGAGCAGGAGGACUUUGACUCAAAUGAUACCAGUGAUACUGAAGGUUUGCACGUCUGUCCUGAGAGACACUGACAGUGGACAGUGAGUGAACAUCGCUGAGACUAAGACACUGACAGUGAUUGGACACUCUAUCAUGGGGAGGCUUCUGAUUGGCUGACAGUAUAAAGUGGACUUGGUUCAGUUUUUGGUGUCCCAGCUGAACCUGCCUGGUUCUGGUCUCGGUCUUGGAUGCAGGGGGGACGGCCGCUGGUGGAGGUGGUCCGUCUGGGCCUGCUCUCCUACCAGGAGGCCCUGCGGGUGCAGCAGACCUACGUGGACCGGCACCGUUCUGGUCCAGCUCACGCUCUGCUGCUGUGCCAGCACCCGCCCGUCUACACCACCGGCAUCCGCCACAAACCGUACCCGGAAGACCUGCUGGACCGCCUGCGCCUGCUGGGCGCCGCAGUCCACCGCACCAACCGAGGGGGCCUCAUCACCUUCCACGGACCGGGUCAGCUGGUCUGCUACCCGAUCCUGCACCUGGGCAGCUUCCGAAAGAGUGUGCGGUGGUACGUGUCCCAGCUGGAGCUCACCGUCAUCUCCGCCUGCAGCCGCUUUGGGAUCAGCGCAUCUACGUCUCCUCACACCGGGGUCUGGGUCGGAGACAACAAGAUCUGCGCCAUCGGGAUCCACUGCGGCCGCUACGUCACCUCUCACGGCCUGGCUCUGAACUGUGACACCGACCUGUCCUGGUUCCGCCACAUCGUGCCGUGCGGCAUCGAGGGUAAAGGCGUGACGUCGCUGAGCGCCGAGCUGCAGAGAGACGUCGGCGUGGACGAGGCCGUCCCCCACCUGCUGGACGCCUUCAGACUGCACUUUGGCUGCACGCUGACCGAGGGGGGGGCGGUGUGAAGGGGGGGGGUUCUGGCUGCAGAUAACCCACAAGGUGGAGCAAGGAGUCAUCUCAGGACAAAGACAGGCUGAGGACAGACUGGAUGCUGGAGGAAGGGCUGGAUGCUGGAGGAUGGACUGGAUGCUGGAGGACGGACUGGAUGCUGGAGGACGGGCUGGAUGCUGGAGGACGGACUGGAUGCUGGAGGAUGGACUGGAUGCUGGAGGACAGGCUGGAUGCUGGAGGAUGGACUGGAUGCUGGAGGAUGGACACUCCCAGAUGAGCGAAGAGUUUCUGAACCCGACGUCCAAGUCUUGGGUCAUGGUCCCGGCACCGGCGUACUCCACGAGGGAUUUGGGACAUUUAAAAAAAAUGUCAAA